Molecule: messenger RNA, 1963 nt
Organism: Cavia porcellus (domestic guinea pig)
Lineage: Eukaryota; Metazoa; Chordata; Mammalia; Rodentia; Caviidae
Gene: Plekhf1
Product: pleckstrin homology and FYVE domain containing 1
Exons: 3
Coding region: 326-1162 (278 amino acids)
Biological process (GO): endosome organization; endosome to lysosome transport; positive regulation of intrinsic apoptotic signaling pathway
Cellular component (GO): early endosome; lysosome
Molecular function (GO): phosphatidylinositol binding; metal ion binding
Source: RefSeq, a predicted model, not a curated record
UGUCGUGGGCGGCGAGGGACCUGACUAGAGUCUCUAGCGGGUCGCCGAGGCCGAGAGGGGGUUGCGGGCCUGGGCGAGGAGGUGAGCGCUUCGGACCGUGCGGAGAGUGGGACACAGGAUCCCGGGCAAGUAGGUGAGCGCUUUGGAUCGUGCGGAGAGCGGGACUCAGGGUCCCGGGCAAGGAGGACUGGAGAGCGCCCGCGGGUCUCGAACCACCGGACCAAUCGGCCCGGGCGGUUGGGAAGCCAGACUGGAAGGAACCGCUGGGCUAAAGCCGGCCCGACACAUGCAUUCUUAUGGUUAGAUAGCCAAGAACCCAGAGAAGAUGGUGGACCACUUGGUGAACACGGAGAUCAACAGCCAGCGGAUUGCUGCCGUGGAGAACUGCUUUGGGGCGUCAGGACAGCCGCUGGCCCUGCCGGGCCGGGUGCUGCUGGGAGAAGGUGUGCUGACCAAAGAGUGCCGCAAAAAGGCCAAACCACGCAUCUUCUUCCUCUUCAACGACAUCCUGGUGUACGGUAGCAUUGUGCUCAGCAAGCGCAAGUACCGCAGCCAGCACAUUAUUCCUCUGGAGGAGGUGACUUUGGAGCCACUGCCUGAUACGCUGGAGGCCAAGAACCGCUGGAUGAUCAAGACAGCCAAGAAGUCCUUCGUGGUGUCUGCCGCCUCACCCACAGAGCGCCAGGAGUGGCUCAGCCACAUUGAGGAGUGUGUGAGGAGGCAGCUGCUGGCAACCGGCCACCAGCCCACCACGGAGCACGCGGCGCCCUGGAUCCCCGACAAGGCCACGGACAUCUGUAUGCGCUGCACGCAGACGCGCUUCUCGGCCCUCACCCGACGCCACCACUGCCGAAAGUGUGGCUUUGUGGUGUGCGCUGAGUGUUCACGGGAGCGCUUCCUGCUGCCGCGCCUCUCACCCAAGCCUCUGCGCGUCUGCAGCCUCUGCUACCGGGAGCUGGCCGCCCAGAAGCUGAAGGAGGAAGCUGAGGAGCAAGGAAGGGUUUCCCCAGAGCAGCUGGCCCACCUGGGUGGGGCUCUCUACGGAGCAUCCAGUGGAGAUGAUGACUCUGAUGAGGACAAGGAGGGCAGCAGAGAUGGUGACUGGCCCAGCCGUGUGCAGUUCUAUGCCUCCAGUGUCUCCUGGUCAGCCUUCCACAGUUGACCCUGGUCUGCAGACCCGCUGCACCCAUACUGGUGCCACUGCCAGGGUCUGAGCAGCCCUGUGUCCCCAGAACCCUGACCCUGGUGGUGUGUGCAGAGGUGGGGGUAGUGCUUUCCUCUGGGUGUUUGGUGCCUUUUUUCUGGAGAUGCCCAUCCAUCCAAGUCCACUUCAGCUCCACUUCAGGUAAUAACCUUUCCACUUAGCAAGUCCCAGAAAACCGAGGCCUCCUGGGAACAAAGGCCAUUUCCUGGCCCUGCAGGCUGUGGCUGCAGCUCCAGAAAACCCCUUAACUUAGACAACUCCUGGUGUCCAAGCACUGGGGUGCCACAUAUGAGUGAGCAUGCAAAAGGAAGACCGGAGAGUUGAGGGUGUCCUCUGAAUUGGAGCCUGAGCCCCACACCCCAUUCCUGUACCACAGACACACUUCACAGAAGAACACGAGUCUGGGGAGGCCUCCCAGAAACCAAGACCUGUCCACUCACGACAGUGGUAUCUACCACCUGCCCACUGAGCCCCAGCAGGCCAGACACAGAGCUCACCUAAGCCCAGCAAAAGCCUGCCAUGCUGUGUGUGCCCACCAAACCAAGGGGACUGCAGCCUGAGCUCCCCACAGCCCAGGGCAGCCUAACCAGGCUGCUGCCCUGUCAUACUUCUCUCAGGUGUCCAGGAGUCUGAUGGCUUUUUGUGUUGUCCUCAUCUCUCCCUACAGACAGUGCAAGCAAUGUUUUCUGGUAGGGCUAUUAGUUGUAAGGACAGAUUCCCUGCCAGACUGACUUAUAAUAAAAAGGAAUUGGUUACUGA